AUGACGAAGGGUCAGAAAAUGGGCAAUGCGGGGAUGAGGGUCAAGAGAAUGAGGGUGAUGAAUCUGUCGGGGGAUGAGGGCUUAGUUUCCUACUCCAUGGUGUUCAGGGUGGAGUUGCGCGAAGGCAGCAGUCAAAGCGCUGACGUUCUGGCUCAUCUUAUUCUCAACGUCAAGACCAUGGUGGUGGUACCCGAGGAUUGUGUCGGCAUGGUAGCACCGUGGUUGUCCUUGAAGGAAGCCAUCCUGGCAGGCAGCACGAGCAAGUCAUGGAACCGCGUCCUGCUGAGUGACGAGGCAUGGGAGGAUAGAUAUGAGCUCUUCUGGGGCGACAAGAUAACAGACGUUGGAGAGGGAGGGGGCAUCGCUUGGGGGGGACGAGGAGGACAAGGUGGCUGCGAUGAAGCUAAGAGCAAACAAGCGCCCAACUUUCGAUCCGCAUUCCGGGCGAGGUACGAGAUUCUCAGAGGAUUGCCUGCACUCCUACACAAAUGGAGAGCUUGCGCACAGAAGGUGGAAGGAACGACCCACCACCAGCGACAGCAGCAGCUCGUUGCUUCACAGGAGUGCACCCACGAGCUCAUUCGCAGCGCUCGACUGUGCCGUCUUGUGCUCCGAGUGGUAGCAGGGUAUUCGGCCGGCGACAAGGGAGCAUGCGGCGUGCUGCAAGAGGAGGCCGUUCAGAGGAUGCUCUCCGAGAAGCAGGCGGAGGAGCCUUCACAUGGCAGGACCCUCAAGAAAGUUGUCUUGCUGGAGGGAGAUGUCGUUGCUGCGUCCUCAGCCCGUGUGCAGAUCAACCAAGAGUGGAAGGACUUGAUCGCGCGCGGCAACAUGGUAGUGACGUCGGGCCCCGAGUACUACGAGUGCAUUGAGAGGGGGGCAAUGAUCAUAUCGAAGCUGGAGGACCCGGACUUGUCGGAGGCUGAGGUGCGAGAGGCUAUCGACAAGAUCGCUGAGCAAGUGCGAGCUCGGAUCCCGGAGGGGGAGACGUCGACCGUCAAUGUGCUCAAGUGGAUGAACCGGGUGCUGUUCGACGAGCUCCUGUUCCGGGGGAACACCGACGACUACUACUGCGUGCAGAACAGCCUGCUCUCAGAGGUCCUCCGGAGGAAGACGGGCAUUCCUAUCAGCCUCUCUGUGCUCUACAUGUGUGUUGCCUGGCGACUGGGCGUGCGGCUACAGGGUGUGGACAUGCCGAUGCACUUCGUCCUCAUGGCCAGGGACAGAGACGGCGCCGAGUGUCGCGACACGUUCAUCGACGUCUUCGGAGGAGGCGUGCUGCUCUCCAUGCGCGAGCUCGAGAUGAAGAUGUUGAUGAUGGGGAUAGAGAUCCAUGUGUCCGACGUCAACCAGGCCCGCCCCUCCUACUUCUUCGUGAGGAUGCUCAGGAACCUGGGCAUCGAGGACGAAAACCGAGCCCGCAAGUCCUCCCUCCUCGUCCUUUGCCUCGCUCAGCUCGUGACGAUCCUCAAGGACAGUGCUGAGGGCAGCACUCAGUUCUACGAGGAGCAGAUCGAUCUUUACAGGUGGACAGGGGCGACGAGGCUGUUGUGCCCGUAG
Messenger RNA from Guillardia theta CCMP2712, 1557 nucleotides. RefSeq lists its product as hypothetical. The transcript has 11 exons. The record is from RefSeq and is a predicted model, not a curated record. Gene Ontology annotation, molecular function: protein binding. Bases 1 to 1557 code for a protein of 518 amino acids. Lineage: Eukaryota; Cryptophyceae; Pyrenomonadales; Geminigeraceae.